AUGAAGUUCCUCGCUGUUGCCUCUCUCCUCGCUGCCACCGCUCUGGCUCUCCCCGGCGGACAUCCUGGCGUCAACCCAAUCUUCGACAGCUCCAACGAGUACACUCUGCAGCAGGCCCAGAACAAGUGCGGUGACCACACCACUCUGUCUUGCUGCAACCAUGUCUCCAAGGUCGGCGACACCACCGCCUUCAACUACGGCGUCCUGAACGGCCUUUUCGGCAACACCCUCAGCGGCCCUGAGGGUGUCGGUAUCCUGUCUGGCUGCCAGAAGAUCUCCGUCACUGGCUUUCUCGGUCUCAGCGACUUGCUCAACAAGCAAUGCCAGCAGAACGUUGCUUGCUGCCAGGACACCAAGUCGGAGGCUUCUGGCGGUAUCGUCAACGUUGCCGCACCCUGCGUUGCUCUCGGCUCCAUCAACUAA
Messenger RNA from Aspergillus viridinutans, 423 nucleotides. RefSeq names its product hydrophobin family protein. Gene Ontology annotation, molecular function: structural constituent of cell wall. The record is from RefSeq and is a predicted model, not a curated record. The transcript has 3 exons. Bases 1 to 423 code for a protein of 140 amino acids. NCBI's taxonomy places the organism in Eukaryota, Fungi, Ascomycota, Eurotiomycetes, Eurotiales, Aspergillaceae. Gene Ontology annotation, cellular component: fungal-type cell wall.